AUGGCGACUAAAAAGGAGCUGAAGGAUUUAACACAGCUCAUUGCUUCUUCAGAACAGAAUGUAAGGGGCGAUAUUAAAGCUCUUAAAACAGACUUGAGACAGAUGGCCAUAGAAAUUAAGAACAUAAAAAAGGUGGCUGAUAAGGCAGCCAAAAAAGCUCAAGUUAAUGAAGACAAAAUUAAAGAGCUAACGAGCAAAUUAGCGUUUGUAAGCGAUCGUCAAAGGAGAAGAAACAUUCGCUUAUCAGGCAUCCCUGAAGAGAUUACACAGAAAGACCUUGAAUCAAAACUACUGGAAUGGCUUGAGCGUUAUGAUUUAAGGAUACAAACGGAAGAUAUAGAAAGAAGUGGUACCUCAGAAGGCCCCGAUCAGUUGAAUGAAGCUGUCAUGGAGGAGCAUAGGAGGAGUGGUAGUCAGUCCUACAGAUAUAAGUUAAUAAGUAAUUCCAGGAAGUACAAAGGUUUUAAAACUGAUGUAUAUGCUGGCAUCAAGCAAAGCUCUCUCAAGGUAUUGUUCUCUAGCAACAUCAACAUGAAUAAAAAUGGCCCUCCUACACCAGAGCGGCCAUUGAGGUGCCCUGAUAACAGUGCAUUUAAACAACAGAGACUCCCUGCUUGGAAGCUCAGGCUCACCCCUGCAGUGGUCCUCACCACCUUCUUUGGAAUCAGCUUCUUCUGCCUUGCUGUGGGAAUUGCUCUUCUACUGGCUGCAACAAGCAUGAAAGAAAUGCAGAUUAACUAUUCAGAGAGAUGCUCUGAUUGUUCAAAACUACGUGAAAACUCUUCCAACUGGGAUAAAGAAUGCUUCUGCUUCACCAACUUCACGCUUCUGGAAAGUAUGCCAGGCAAUAUCUUUAUGUACUAUGGAUUGCAUAACUUUUAUCAGAACCACCGUCGAUAUAUUCACUCUAGAAGUGAUGCACAGUUAUUGGGACAAGAUGUUAAUAUUCAAAACAGCAAUUGUGAACCUUUCGCAACUUACAAAAAUGGGACACCAAUGGCUCCAUGUGGUGCCAUUGCAAAUAGCAUGUUCAACGAUACAAUCGGCCUUUUUUACUAUCCUAAUUCCACAACUGCGCUGCAAGUCCCAUUGCUGAGACGAGGGAACACAUGGUGGACUGAUAAAAAUGUGAAAUUCCGUAAUCCAACAUCACACAAUUUAUCUUCUGCAUUUGCUGGGACAGCAAGACCCCCAUACUGGCACAAACCAGCCUAUUUACUAGAUACGGAGGAUGAAGAAAACAAUGGUUAUACAAAUGAUGACUUUAUUAUCUGGAUGCGAGUAGCAGCCUUCCCUACAUUCAAAAACCUUUACUGUCAUCUCAGCCGCAUCAGUGAGUUUGCAGAUGGGCUCCCUGCGGGAAAUUAUGGCCUGCAUAUAUCUUACAAUUUCCCAGUCACCAGUUUUGAUGGGAGAAAGUAUAUUGUCCUCUCAACAGUGACAUGGAGUGGAGGAAGAAGCCUUUUUCUAGGAUUAGCUUACAUUGUUACUGGUGCAGUCACCCUAUUGGCAAGUUGUGCCAUUAUGGCAAUUUACUUGAAAUUCAGAAAAAAGACAACAAAAUCCCAAGAUCAGUGAAGAAAUAAAGGAGGGAAAAGGACACCUAAAGAGUGAGAGACCACAAAUAUGGGUUUAAAUAUCCAGCUUUAUUAACUUGACCAGAAGGCUGCUGCAAAGCAGGGCUACCUAUUAAAGAACUCUCACUAGUAAAAAGAGAUUGACUAGGCCUACAGUGCUUGCCUUACAAUUCCAUUAGUACAAAUGUGAGUGCAUAU
Molecule: messenger RNA, 1775 nt
Organism: Heteronotia binoei (common prickly gecko)
Lineage: Eukaryota; Metazoa; Chordata; Lepidosauria; Squamata; Gekkonidae
Product: cell cycle control protein 50C-like
Biological process (GO): phospholipid translocation
Cellular component (GO): plasma membrane; endoplasmic reticulum; Golgi apparatus
Source: RefSeq, a predicted model, not a curated record